AAUCAAUGAGGAAUUAGCGCAACUUAUAUCGAAUCUGUUUCACGUACACGCAAACUGAAAGAAUUGGAGCAACAGCAGCGAAUCAUCGUCCACACCAUCAGUCUGUGAAUUAAAUAAUAUUAUAAUAUGGGCGGAAAAGUUAGUAAGAGGAGUUUCUCACCUGCGGCGAAUGAAAGUAAAAACCUUGGUGACACUAGCAACCAGAGCACCAGCCCCAACAAGUCGAUCGGUCAAAAGAGCGAGGAGAGCCAGUCGCCACCACCAGUAGUUGAUAAAGCGAUUAGUAGAGCACCAGCUCAGUGAGAACGUAACACACGGUGACUGAGCGAAUUUCGAGUGGUCUGGCAUGGCCGGCGCUAUGUUGUUCGAGCGGGCGCAGGCGGUUUCAACGACUAACCGUAGUGAGGGUAUCAACCUCCUCAAUGAGAUUGUCUCGGAUCCUAACAUCGGGAUGGCCCAGGACGACGAGGACAGCAUUAGGGUCAAGGAGCAGGGCAUUCUGCAGCUUGGCGAGCUCUACAAAAAGGAGGGCAAGGCCAAGGAACUCGCCGAGCUCAUCAAAGCCACCAGACCCUUCCUCAGCCUUAUCAGCAAGGCCAAAGCUGCUAAGCUCGUCAGGUCGCUUGUUGACUUCUUUCUUGACCUCGAGGCUGGCAUUGGUAUUGAGGUACAAUUGUGUAAAGAAUGCAUAGAAUGGGCAAAAGAAGAGCGGCGAACUUUUUUGCGACAAAGCCUAGAGGCAAGACUGAUUGCUCUGUACUUUGAUACUGGUAUGUAUGCGGAAGCUCUGCAGCUCGGCUCUGCGCUAUUAAAGGAGUUAAAAAAGCUGGAUGACAAACAAUUAUUGGUUGAAGUGCAGUUAUUUGAGAGCAAAACUUAUCAUGCCCUAAGCAAUCUUGCCAAAGCAAGGGCCGCUUUGACGAGUGCUAGGACCACGGCAAACGCAAUCUAUUGUCCGCCCAAAAUGCAAGCUGCCCUCGACCUUAUGUCGGGUAUUUUGCAUGCUGCUGACGAACGAGAUUUCAAGACUGCUUAUUCUUAUUUUUACGAAGCUUUUGAAGGAUACGACAGCGUCGAAAGCCCCAAAGCUCUGACAGCGCUAAAAUACAUGUUGCUCUCAAAAAUUAUGCUACGCUCGCCUGAAGACGUCCAAACGAUCAUGUCAGGAAAACUUGCUGUCAAAUAUGCUGGGCGUGAUCUAGAUGCAAUGAAGGCAGUAGCUGAAGCAAGCCAUCGUCGUUCCCUUGCCGACUUUGAAACUGCGCUUAAACAAUAUCACCAGGAACUGAAGGAAGAUGUUAUCGUGCGAGCUCACCUCGACUCGCUGUACGACACAAUGCUUGAGCAAAAUCUCUGUCGAAUUGUUGAACCCUAUUCACGCGUUCAGGUCGGUCACAUAGCGUCAUGCAUAUCUCUGUCGAUCUCGCAAGUAGAAAAGAAGUUGUCGCAAAUGAUUUUGGAUAAAAAACUGCGUGGAGUUCUCGACCAAGGAGAAGGUGUUCUCAUAGUCUUUGAAGAGACGCCAAGAGAUAAGACAUACGAAAUUGCUCUAGAAACGGUUCACAGUAUGGGCAAAGUCGUGGACACACUCUAUCAGAAGGCUAAGAAGCUUACCUAGCCUUAUUUAAGUGAACUUUGUACAAUUAACAAACUAUUAUAAUUAUUAUUACUAUUAACGAUUAAAUUCUUAUUAAAUUCCGGCAGAUUUAUUGCACUCUUUUUUUAAUUUAGAUUAGUAAAGUUUGCAAUUCUUUAAUUUACCAUACGUUUGAUGAUUUUCUAAUUUUCUGCACCUGAUUGUUGAAAAAUUGUCAUUCAUCUAAAUUUUACCCACGAAAUUAAUAGUAUUAAAUUGUAGACAAUCAUUGUUUUUGAGAAUAUUUUUCGCUUAUUAAAAUUUGAUAAUACAAUUUGAAUAAACAACCGAGUAAAGCAAAA
This is a messenger RNA of Copidosoma floridanum, 1938 nucleotides long. It is a transcript of the gene Rpn6, whose product is annotated as regulatory particle non-ATPase 6. Lineage: Eukaryota; Metazoa; Arthropoda; Insecta; Hymenoptera; Encyrtidae. The record is from RefSeq and is a predicted model, not a curated record.